AUGGCAAACACAGCUCAUUAUGCGGAACUGGAACAUCUCGUCCGCCAUGUCGAAACAAGCGUAUCUAGAGUGAUGAGGAAGAAGAAGUCUACAUUACGGAAAAAGCUCACUAGGUUAGUGAAUGAACAACGCGAUAAGCAGACCGCUGUCGCAUUCGACUUUGAAUUCUUUCCUAAUACGAAGUCUAGAGCGUUGGUGGUGCUAUCUAGAGAACCAGUCCUGAGUGGUGUUAGUGGCAGUGGCAGUGACCAAGCUCUGUUAGAUUACUACAGACACCAGUUGGAUCUCUUCUCCAACAUGUGCCUCAACAGACAAUACCUCGCUCUCAACAAUCUCUCUCCCCAUCUUGACAUCGACCUCAUACUCAAAUGUAUGGCUGAUGAGAAUGUACCAUAUGAGCUGCGUGCCUCGUUUUGCCGCUUGAUGCUGCAUCUCCACGUAGACAGAGAUCCUCAAGAGCCUGUCACGCCUGUCAAAUACGCUCGCCUCUGGUCUGAGAUACCAUCUAAAAUGUCCAUCAACGACUACGACAACAACAGAACCCCAGACCCAAACAAAGAGGCUGUGAGAGCAAAGUUCAGUUCAACCAUCCUGUUUGUGGAAGACUAUUUGUGCAAUGUUGUUGCUAAGAUGUGGACAUUUGCGGACCAGUCUCAAAACAAGCUUACAUUUGAGGUAGUUAAACUGGCCAGAGAUCUGAUCUACUUUGGGUUCUACAGCUUCAGUGACCUCCUACGGUUGACCAAGACUCUUCUCUCCAUUCUCGACUGUGUGUCUGAAAAUGACUUUGUCAAAGGAAAGAUCCCCACAGGUGAAAUACACUCGACCAUGGACAUUGAUGUGGAAGAAACUACUGCCGAGGGAGGAGUCUUGCGUAGCAUUGGAGACAUGGGUGCCGUUGUCACAGGACUUACUCUCGGUGCCACCAGCAUCAACCGUGCGUCCAUACCCAAUGCUGUACAGAAGAAGUCCAACCAGCUCAAGAAAGAGUUCCCACUCGUCAUGGACACUAAACUCAAAAUCAUAGAAAUUUUACAAUUUAUCCUGGACGUACGGCUGGAUUAUCGCAUCAGCUGUCUUCUCUCUAUUUUCAAACGUGAGUUUGAUGGCACGGACAAAUCAUCAGGGGACGUUAACAUGGGACAAAAGGCCAUCGAUCUCGAGCUCAUUGGCACCCAAGCUGAAGGAAUAUUUGGCAACAGUGACGAGUGUGCUGCCCUUGACUUGGAUGGCCACGGAGGUAGAAUGUUUCUGAGAGUCCUGUUACACCUAACAAUGCACGACUACCCUCCCUUGGUGUCUGGCGCACUUCAUCUACUGUUCCGUCACUUUAGUCAGCGCCAGGAGGUGCUUCAGGCAUUCAAACAGGUCCAACUUCUCGUUUCUGACAGUGAUGUAGAAUCUUACAAGCAGAUCAAAUCUGACCUAGAUGUCCUACGUCAGUCGGUAGAGAAGAGUGAACUGUGGGUGUACAAGUCACGCAGCAGUGAGGAGGCUGGGAAGAAAGCCAAGGAAGAUGAUGAUGAAGGAGGCGGAGAGGUUAAGAGUUCUGCUCCCAAUCUCUCACAGGUGGGAAAACAAAAUUCAGCUGUUGAUUUAGAUGUGGGACCUCCACUUCAUAGUGAUCAAGCAGAAGAAUAUAGGAAAAUACAACAGAUUUUGAUCCGAAUGAACAAGCUGUGUGUAACACCUGGAGGACCGGGACAGCUUCCAAAGCCUCGUAAGCAUGAACAGCGACUGCUUCGUAACGUAGGAGUUCACACCGUGGUUUUGGACCUUCUACAGGUCCCUUAUGAUGCAAAGGAAGACGUUCGUAUGAACAAACUCAUGGCCCUCGCUCACGAGUUUCUGCAAAACUUCUGUCUCGGCAAUCAGCAAAACCAAGUUUUGCUGCAUAAGCAACUCGAUCUCUUCUUGAAUCCUGGUAUAAGGGAAGCUCAAACCCUAUGCAGCAUAUUUCAAGAUAACUCAACUCUUUGCAAUGAAGUAAAUGAGAAAGUAAUUCAACAUUUUAUUCAUUGCAUCGAGACCCAUGGCCGACACGUUCAGUAUUUGAAGUUCUUCCAAACGAUCGUAAAAGCAGAAAACCAGUUCAUCCGCAGAUGUCAAGACAUGGUUAUGCAAGAGCUAGUGAAUGCGGGUGAAGAUGUGUUGGUUUUCUACAAUGAUAAGUCCUCGUUCUCUCAUUUUGUUUCCAUGAUGAGAUCCGAACGCCAUCGUAUGGACGAAAGCAGUGCCCUCAGGUACAGUUGUAAAUAG
Messenger RNA from Macrosteles quadrilineatus (aster leafhopper), 2259 nucleotides. RefSeq names its product inositol 1,4,5-trisphosphate receptor-like. Gene Ontology annotation, molecular function: inositol 1,4,5-trisphosphate-gated calcium channel activity; inositol 1,4,5 trisphosphate binding. Gene Ontology annotation, cellular component: membrane; endoplasmic reticulum. The transcript is spliced from 15 exons. NCBI's taxonomy places the organism in Eukaryota, Metazoa, Arthropoda, Insecta, Hemiptera, Cicadellidae. Gene Ontology annotation, biological process: calcium ion transmembrane transport. Bases 1 to 2259 code for a protein of 752 amino acids. The record is from RefSeq and is a predicted model, not a curated record.